GGUCUCCUCGUCUUUCCGGGUGUUGGAUAUCGGAGAUUCAACAGAGAAGGUUCAGCUAGGAGAUCCAUAUCCCAACAUAAUCCCCAACUUCAACUUCAAUUUCAACUUCAACUUCAACAAUAGACGCAGCUGGAUAUAAUUUCGCCGGCGAAUUCCAAUGGCGGUGGCGCUACCAAUAUUUUCACUAUCAUCCACCGUUCGAGCUUCCUCUGUCGACACUGAACAGCGCCUCCCUUACAACCGCCAGCGCACUUAUCCGAAGAAGCCAGAACCUCUGACGGCGGCAUCGCCUUCAACUUCACCCAAAAAAACCACGAAAAUAUCCAUUUCAGAUCUCCUCAAUCGCAACAUCUCAAGAUCCACUACUCAAGGUGAAUCUAGUGAAUCAUAUUUGGGGUAUGAAACGUGGACUCCCAAACCACCUAGAGUGGAGAAGCCCCGUUCUGCUUUCAAUCCGGCAUCGCUAGCUUACUUAGGCGACUGCAUUUAUGAGCUCUAUGCUCGCAGGCACUUUUUGUUUCCCCCACUAAAUAUUGAAGAAUAUAAUGACCGGGUGAUGGCUGUAGUACGUUGUGAGGCCCAGGAUGCAAUGCUUCAAAAACUUACGAGUGAUAACUUCUUAUCACCAGAGGAGAGGGAAGUGCUGCGUUGGGGGAAAAAUAUUGGUUCCUCCAAAACAAGGACGAAGAAGAGAGCAGGUGUGGCAGUUUACAACAGAGCAUCUUCAUUGGAGACACUUGUAGGUUACUUGUAUCUUACAAAUGUUCAACGGCUAGAUGAGAUCAUGGAAAGAAUAGGCUUUUCCACUGAUACUUCUACCGACUUAGAACAAGGGAAAGGAAAUGUUAACAACAACACCGAUCUUCCCAAGAUAUGACUAACCCAUGAAAGGAACUCCAGCGAGGCGUUACCAUUCUAUUCUUCACGCAUCAUGUUCUCCAAGUGAAUUCCAGUUGCUCCUCGCAGAUUGCUCGUUGCAACGUGUAAAACGAAAGGUCCCUUGCAUCAAAAGGCCAAUUAAAGAGAGCAAGUAAAGACUGUAACUGGGCCGGAAUUCUUGGUCGGGUACUUCAUUACAGGUUAAAAAGUUUAUUACUAUGUCACAUGGUCGAUUGAGCUUUUCGUCAAUUGCUUUCUGGAACUUUUCAUACAUUGACAUCGACUGCUUUGUAUAUAUAUCGAGAUGAUUUGUAACCUUGCUCUAGCAUGAUCCACACGACAUGUGCUAGGCAACAUGAGUCUUAAAUUCACCUUCUGUCUGUAUCUAUACUCUUUUACAGACUUCUUGCUA
Molecule: messenger RNA, 1291 nt
Organism: Salvia hispanica
Lineage: Eukaryota; Viridiplantae; Streptophyta; Magnoliopsida; Lamiales; Lamiaceae
Source: RefSeq, a predicted model, not a curated record